AUGUGUGUGCUAAUUUCCAGCUUGCCUGCGUAUACACCAUCUCAAAAAAUUACAAUAGACGAAGGCAUGUGUAAAUUUCAAGGUCAUGUGUAUUUCAAACAGUACAUGCCACAAAAACCAAAUAAAUAUGUGACUCUGGUAAAGACAUUGCUUGCAAAUCUGUCAGGAAAAGGCUACACUCUGUUUACAGACAGAUUCUACACAAGUCCAAUACUUGCUUCAGAACUGGAAGCUGCAAAAUCUGCUCUUGUGGGAACAACAAGAAAAUCUCGUUGGGGAUUGCCUUGUGCUAUAAAAGAUCCGAACCUUCAGUGA
Schistocerca piceifrons (Central American locust) is the source of this 315-nucleotide messenger RNA. RefSeq lists its product as uncharacterized. NCBI's taxonomy places the organism in Eukaryota, Metazoa, Arthropoda, Insecta, Orthoptera, Acrididae. The record is from RefSeq and is a predicted model, not a curated record. The transcript is spliced from 2 exons. The coding region runs from base 1 to 315 and encodes 104 amino acids.